UCGGCCCGCGCCGGGGGCGGUGCGCGUCACAGCCCUGCGGAGCGGCUCCCGCUGUGCCACGGCCAUGGCGGCGGCGGGCGGAGCCGCCGCGAGCACCGCGCCCCGCGCGCGGCCCGGCCACGUGUCUAUCAUUGUGCCUGUUCACAACAGCGAACGCUGGCUAGAUGAAUGCUUGAAAUCAGUUUGGGAGCAAGAUUUUGAAGGAACCAUGGAGCUGUCAGUUUUUAAUGAUGCCAGUACGGAUGGUUCAGCUGAAAUAAUUGAAAAAUGGAAGAUCAAGCUGGAAGAUGCUGGUGUUCCAGUAAUUGUUGGUAGUAAUGAUUCAUCUCAACCGCGAGGUGUUGGAUUUGCUAAAAAUCAAGCCAUAAUUCAGAGCUCAGGAACCUAUCUCUGCUUUCUGGAUUCAGAUGAUGUGAUGAUGCCACAGCGGGUUAGACUACAGUACGAAGCUGCCAUUCAACACCCAAACAGUAUUAUUGGUUGCCAAGUCCAAAGAGAGCCACUGGAGUCUACGGAACGGUACACUCGUUGGAUCAAUAGCCUGACCGAAGAACAGCUUCUUACACAGGUGUUUACCUCCCAUGGACCUACUGUGAUCAUGCCAACCUGGUUCUGCUCAAGAGAGUGGUUUUUUCAUGUAGGAAGAUUUGAUGAGGGUGGAAAGGGGGUUCCAGAAGAUCUAUUGUUUUUUUACAAGCAUAUCCAGAAGGGCGGUGAAGUAUUCCGAGUAAACCAGUGCCUCCUGCUGUACCGGUACCAUCCACAGGCUGCGAGUCAUUCCAUCCUAGAGGAAACCAUCUGGAAUCACCGAGUCAGGUUUCUUGAAGACAGAGUCCUGAGAUCCUGGACAUCGUUCACCAUUUGGAAUGCUGGCAAGCAAGGCAAGAAGCUCUACAGAAGCUUGUCAUCAGCUAAUCGGAAAAAGCACCAUCACUGAACCGUGUACUUCAGCCAUGACCCUCAGCUUAUCACAAAAAGCAAGAAACGUGUAAGUUUUGUAUCAUUUUAACUACUCUAAAAUAUCUGAAUAAUAGUAAGAGAGACUGAAGGAAGCAUGUGUAAAAGCAAAGGGACACAAAGGGAAGAAUUACACCCACCUUGACUGUGGAGCAAAAGAUAGAAUGUCAACAUGAAACGAAGUUAAAAGAGAGACUGCAGAACAAGGAGAGAAAUGAAAUUUGAAAGCUUCAGUGUAAAGCAUCCUAAAACACCAUGGGGUAAAACGGAGGCUUCACUUUGGACUGUAGUGAGAACUUCCUGCUGCAAUACGGCAGGAUAAUCUCCCUGCAGCUUCUGUUGGGAUGAUGUGCUCUUUGCAAUGUCCGUUUUGUGAGCGUAGACGCUUGGAAAGUUCCUGGCAUAACUAAUGCAGUUAUCUGUUCUUGAGAAAUGAGACCCUUGCAGCUGGUUCCCACGCUGCAAAGGCAGUUGUGUGACGUACGUAAUAGGGAAUUGUUGUGUGUACGAUGUUUAGAAGAUGAUUUUGCAUGUUGGAUUCUGGUAUUAAAAUUCUCUUGAGCAACU
Messenger RNA from Cuculus canorus (common cuckoo), 1524 nucleotides. RefSeq names its product UDP-GlcNAc:betaGal beta-1,3-N-acetylglucosaminyltransferase like 1 (gene B3GNTL1). Bases 65 to 937 code for a protein of 290 amino acids. The transcript has 10 exons. Lineage: Eukaryota; Metazoa; Chordata; Aves; Cuculiformes; Cuculidae. The record is from RefSeq and is a predicted model, not a curated record.